Molecule: messenger RNA, 2834 nt
Organism: Bubalus bubalis (water buffalo)
Lineage: Eukaryota; Metazoa; Chordata; Mammalia; Artiodactyla; Bovidae
Gene: XG
Product: Xg glycoprotein (Xg blood group)
Exons: 18
Coding region: 230-1051 (273 amino acids)
Biological process (GO): homotypic cell-cell adhesion; T cell extravasation; positive regulation of neutrophil extravasation
Source: RefSeq, a predicted model, not a curated record
UAGGCUCUGGGUCUGGCGUCUCCCUGCACGAGAGUCUUGGGAAUGACCCCCGUCCGUGGGGCGAGGCAGCUUUUGCUUACACACGAGCUUGGCACCUUUGAUCCUGGGGCUCUUCCCACGCCUGCAGGGCGCAGAGCUGCCAAGCCGAAGUCAGCACGGCGUCACCCGUCGAGGGUGGGGUGGCCAGAUCGCCCAGCCCGCCCACCUGCCCGCCCGCUGGAGACCAAGGAUGGAGGCAUGGCGGGGUCUCUUCUGCCUCACGCUCCUGUGUGUUCUGCUGCAUGUCCGAGGUGAGAAUGGGGACUUUGAUUUGGCUGAUGCUCUCGAUGACCCCAAGCCCACCAAGAAGCCCAGCUCAGGUAUCUACCCCAACCCGAGGCCCCCCUACCAGCCACAGCCUGGAAAUCCCAACAACGGUGGAAAUAUCUACCCAAGGACGAAGCCACUGCCUCCUCGCCCGCAGCCUGGUAACAGUGGAGGCUUCCUGAGCGACUCGGACCUCAUCGACGGCAGCCGCUACCCGCCCAGGCCGCCCGCAGGAGGCGGCGGUGGCGGGUUCCAGCCGGGGCACGACGGCUACGGGCGAGGAGGGCGCAACAUACCCGGCUCACCUGGCAUUAAUUAUGGAGGCGGCGGUGGCGGGUUCCAGCCGGGGCACGACGGCUACGGGCGAGGAGGGCGCAACAUACCCGGCUCACCUGGCAUUAAUUAUGGAGGCGGCGGUGGCGGGUUCCAGCCGGGGCACGACGGCUACGGGCGAGGAGGGCGCAACAUACCCGGCUCACCUGGCAUUAAUUAUGGAGGCGGCGGUGGCGGGUUCCAGCCGGGGCACGACGGCUACGGGCAAGGAGGGCGCAACAGACUCCGCUUCCCUGGCAUUUAUUAUGGUGGAGCCGGCCACUCCACACCCGGCAACCAGCAAGGCAACAUGAUAGCGAAAAUUGUAUCGCCCAUCGUCUCCAUGGUGGUGGUGACCCUGAUCGGGCUGGCGGUCAGGCACUAUAACCAGAGGAGAAACUCUCUCAGGACAAACGAACCACGGACCAUCUGAGGUCUUCAAAAUCCACCUGCCGCUCUGAGAAAACCUCCCUUCAGAUGACAACCCUGUCGAUCCUGUGGAACGUUCCUUUUCAUUCUUGGCUUCACUCGCUGCCCUGGAGGGUCUUCUCUUCUGUCUGCAAUACACGUGCUGCCCCACAAAAAAGGGGGCUCCUCAUUCCUCAGAUACACCGAUGGGAACGAGGUGGACAGCUGGAUCUCGGAUUGUAAAGAGAUUGCUUGAUCUGUGGGUUCCACCGGCCAUGCGGGCUGAGAGGUUCCGACUCUGGUCUGAGCUCUGGAGUAUGUCCUGCUGGGACCACAGGCCACUGACGUGGUCAGAGAACACAGGAGCCUGGAGAAUAGCUGGGGGUCUCGGGUGGGGCUGCCGUGGAGGACUUCCGAAGGAUGGAUGCUGCUUGGGUUUCUAGCAAGCUGGGGAGACAAGCUUAGCUGAGGCUACAGCUUCCUUGCAAAAGUGAAAGUGUUAGUCACUCAGUGGCAACUGACUCUUUGUGACCCCCUAGACUGUAGCCCACCAGGCUGCUCUGUCCAUGGGGAUUCUCCGGGCGAGAAUCCUGGAGUGGGUUGCCAUGCCCUCCUCCAGGGGAUCUUUCCUGACCCAGGGAUCCAGCCUGGGUCUCCCGCAUUGCAGGCAUAUGCUUUACCAUUUGAGCCACCAGGGAAACUAAGCACCUUUAGUUAACGUCAGGAAUCCAGACCUGUUCACCACCGCCUGUGAAUCAGGAAUGAAUGUGUUUCUACCCUAAGGGCAGCAUUUGACCUUUAUCUCAGCUGACAAAAGUAUUAUCACCUGCAGAGGAUGAGGCUGGAUUUCUGGAAAUUUAAGUGCAAGGCCCAUGAUGUGGAAACCUGCUUGGGGAGAGAUCUUGGGGUGUUUUGGUUUUUUUGCCAUGAAAUUGUAUGGUUUCUACUAUUUUUUCAGAACGAGGGAUAGAGAUUUUGAGAUGUCGAGACCCUUUUGUAUUAUUUUUGGUCUUGGACCCUCUGUGGGUACCAGUUCUUAACACAACGUCAGCGCUUUCCUUGGUGUAUACUUUUCUUUGUCCUGGACUAACUGUCUACCCUCAGCAUCUAAAAAGUAGACCAGCUGCUUGCUUGGGUUUCAGUCAUUCUUUAGGGGAGAGGAGAGAAUGGGUAGUUUGGGCAGACUAGUGUAGUCUGAUGGACUGAGAUCAACGCUGAUAGAACGUUUAGGGUUUGAGUAUCGGAACCAAAGAGGAGGAUGGUCAUUAGAGUCUGGAACGCAGAAAGAUGAUGCACGGAAAUCCUAGAUAUUCAUGUGUGGGUGCUCCCCCUUAGAUACCUGCACCCCAGCGUUCACUGCAGCACUGUCCCCAGUAGCCAAGGCAGGGGACGCCUAGGAGUCCAUCAACGGAGGAAUGGCUCAAGACGAUGUGGUACAUGUGUACAGAUGGAAUAUUACUCGGCCACGAACAAGAAUGCACCCAUGCCGUAUGCAGCAACAUGGGUGGACCUGGGGAGUAUUGCCGUAAGUGACGUAAGUCUGUGGAACACACAUACCCUAUGAUAUCACUUACGUGUGGAAUCUAAGAAAACGGAUACAAAUGAACUUAUUUACAAAACAGGGAUAGACUCAUGGACAUACAAAACGAACUCCUGGUCACCAAAGGGGAGAGCGUGGAGGCAUAAAUUAGGAGUUUGGGAUGAAGAGAUACACGAUACCAUAUGUAGAAUAGAUAAACAGCAAGGUCUUACUUGAUAGCACAGGGAACUCUACUCAAAAUGUGGUAAUAAAUGAUCCUGGAAAAGAA